Spizellomyces punctatus DAOM BR117 is the source of this 1485-nucleotide messenger RNA. RefSeq lists its product as uncharacterized. Gene Ontology annotation, molecular function: nucleic acid binding. The transcript has 8 exons. Bases 116 to 1174 code for a protein of 352 amino acids. The record is from RefSeq and is a predicted model, not a curated record. Lineage: Eukaryota; Fungi; Chytridiomycota; Chytridiomycetes; Spizellomycetales; Spizellomycetaceae.
CAGCAGGAGGAGGAGGGCAAGAUCGUAUCCCGUUUUCCCCGCGGCUGUGAGCUCUGUCUCCGGACAAGAGCCUUACUUGGUUUUGUCUGUCAUCUUGCUGUAUGCUGUGCCAGUCAUGUCGGCGAGUAAGAAAGGGCAUAAGGCAGCGGCUGCAUUGUACGUACCCCGACACCGCCGAGGUGCUCUGGAAGAACCAAACAACCAGGAAACGGUACCAGCCGAGGCCACUGAGAUUAAAACUGAAGUCCAGAAUUCACCAGCAUCCAGUCGUUCGUCAAGUCCUGUACGACAGCGUUCUACACCUUCCGGUACGCCAGUACGCAAGGGACGUGGGCAAUUUACUCGCAUAUCAAGUCAUGAUGGGGACAAGAAUGCCGAGGAGAAAAUGGGUCGUCGCGAACGGGCAGCACCUACUAGAGUGUAUCCUCAAUGGCAACAUGAUAUAGAUAGUGCCAAGGAAAAUGGCGGCGGACAAGCUGCAGCCCAAUCCGCGAAACGACUUUCUGAGAAAUUAGGCAAAUUAUCACUCCAAGACGAAUCUUCAACAUCUAGUGUUGAUGGAGGUUCAGCUAAACCCGAUAGUGACUCGGAGGAAGACGAUUGGGAACGACUCGAUGAAGAGGAUCAAAUCAUACCAGUAAUGGUACAACCCGACACCGAUAACACUAGAUCAACCACCCGUGUCGCCGGAACAGUUGAAGACUUGGAACCAUUAGAUGGCCCAACGACUGUGCUCGAUGUGUAUGAUUUUCCUGCAGCUUUCAAAACACAUGAUAUCGAAGAAAUCUUUCAAGACUUUAGCCACUCGAGGGGAGGAUAUCGGAUCAAGUGGAUUAGCGAUACCCAAGCCUUGAUAAUUUUUCAACAUCCUGAUACAGCAAAGGCAGCCUAUGCUGCCGCAUUGGGCAAUCCCUUCAUCAAGGUCAAACCUUACACUGGAAAGGUAUCGAGGGACACGGCAUCUGACCGACCAUUGGCGCCUCGGCCCAUCAUGACAGAUAUGGUCGCAAGGCGUCUCGUAGCCGGUGCUCUUGGAGUACGUUCAAAACGAAAGACAGAGGAAGAAGCGGCGAGGGAUAGACAGAAAUUGCAGGAAGCAAAAGAUAAACGAGAGGAACAGAGGAAAGCUAAAGAAGCAAGAGAAAAGGAAAUUGCGGCGGCCUGGGAUGGGUGAUGCGCAGAUUUUCAACUGCCUUCCUUCACCCGAUUUAUUUGUCCAUGGGUAGUGACCCGUUCGUGCCGUCCCCGCCAUACCUUUUCCCCGCAGAAUUGGCGUGCGUCGUUGUCGUCAACUGUCAAAUACCUCUGAGGCUCAGGGGCCCCGCAACUCUUCACCACUUUGCCCGUGGAUACCCGUCCAAUCACUUUAUUUUGCACGUUCGCAUUAUGUAUUUAAUCUCUUCUCUUAGACUAUGGCCCCCAUGCGAAAUGUGAGACCUAAGCGCUUAUGCAAAAUAUUCUCAAUAAAUAAGUAUCACUAUCCCA